Messenger RNA from Symbiodinium sp. CCMP2456, 1965 nucleotides. The record is from the annotation of a GenBank genome assembly. Lineage: Eukaryota; Dinophyceae; Suessiales; Symbiodiniaceae.
AUGAAGGUGGAGCCGACCAAGAGCACCGACGAGACGACCAAGAAGUCUUACACGUACAAUGCCGAGCGCGUGCUUGGCAGCGGCUCCUUUGGUGUCGUGUACCAGGCAGAAGAUCUUUGGACCUUUGACAAGCAGAUGGUCGCCAUCAAGAAGGCCAACAGAUCUCCGUGGAAAGCGCAGGAGCUGCCCCUCAUGUGUGCAUCUCUUGAAGAGGUCUUCCAGGACAAGAGGUACAAGAACCGCGAACUGCAGAUCAUGAAGGAACUUCGACACCCCAAUGUCGUGGAGCUGAAGCAUGCCUUCUACACCUCAGGUGAGAAGCCUGGUGAGACUUACCUGAAUGUGGUGAUGGAGUACUGUUCCGACACCGUCUAUCGAGUCAUGAAGCACUACACGAAGAUGAAGCAACCGGUGCCUCACAUCUUCGUCCAGCUCUACUCCUACCAGAUGGCUCGUGCCUGUGCAUAUAUCCACGCCGUUGGAAUAUGCCAUCGGGACAUCAAGCCUCAAAACCUUCUGGUGGACGGUCACACGCAUGCCCUCAAAGUGUGCGACUUCGGCUCAGCAAAACCUCUAGUGAAGGGAGAGCCCAACGUCGCAUACAUUUGCUCGCGCUACUACCGAGCGCCCGAGUUGAUUUUCGGUGCCACAGACUAUGGAUUCGUGAUCGACAUUUGGUCGAUGGCUUGUGUGUCAGCUGAGUUGAUCCUGGGCCAUCCCAUCUUCCCAGGGGAGAGUGGUGUCGAUCAGCUGGUGGAGAUCAUCAAGGUGCUGGGCACUCCAACGAGAGAGGAGCUCAUGGCAAUGAACCCCAACUACACAGAGUUAGCUGAGAGGCUCUUUUCGGGUGCAAUGGAGCAGCUGAAGGCCCUCCAGCGGAAAAGCGCCUUACUCCGGAUACUCCAGGAGACCUGGGCUGAUGCGUCGAAGGAGGAGCAGGAUCUCGUGGCAGAGACCCUUCAAGCCGUGAUCCCUGCUCUGCAGAGUGCCUUCGGGUCGGAAACCUUGCAGCGGCUUGGCCUUCUCAGGCGAUUCUUUAACCUUGUCGGGGAGCUCAACAUGAGCAAUCUCGUGUCCUUGUGCUCAGAGACUGCCAAGCUCCCCCAAGCAGGAAGGAUCUGUGACCAGAAGUGCGAGGUGUCGAUCGAAGGGGUAGACUUGGCACAGUCGGCCCUGGAAGACUUCGUUAACUCUUACUAUAUGUUCCACGGCUUGAACUCGGAGAGCACGCGAGAUGUUCUGAAGUACCUUCCCAUCCUGGGCUUUGUGGAGAGCCACAUCUACGGUCUAGAUCAGGCCAACGAGGACAGCUUGCUUCCGCGAGAGGGACACUUGCCAACAUCCACGGAUGCCGAUCCGUCCGUCGAGGAUCCCUUCGGACCUUUGCGAGGAGUCCUUCGCGAACGGCAAUGGCUCACGGAACGUCUGGACCGGGAGCUGCACGAAGGCGCGCGAUUCUGGGCCCUUGAGCGAAAGCUUUGCACCGCACUCGCCACACCGAAAGCUCAGCGUGAACAGAAUUCGAUCAACCGCUGCGAUGUGGAAGAAGCUUUGCGCUUGAAGUCGUUCGACUAUCGUACCAUGAACCUUUUGCUCUAUAUCAUGAGAGGUGAGGAGCCAAACGAGGAACACAUGAAUUUUCUGGCAACGUCUGAGAUUCUUGUGGAGAUUGGGGAUGACCUUGUGGACUACUUUGAAGAUGUUGUUGAGAGAAAUUCCUUCAACCUGUACCGGUGCUUUCUGGCGAUGUACGGACCGGAUACAGGACCUGAAGAACUUCGCAAGUACAUAGCUGAAGCUGAACAUCGAUACUCUACGGCCUUCCGCAAGGUGGACGAGUCAUUGGCACAGAAGUGGCUGAAGCAGAACGAACUGCUGAAACGACACAGCUUCGGAAGCGAAGGUCCGCAGGGAGGCCAUUGGGAGCUGCCGCCUCCUGUGGAUGAAUCAGCCUGGCGAGGAUGA